UUUCCUUUCCCACCACCCAUCUCUUUCCUCUUCCUCCUCUCCUCUUCGGAAAACCCUAACCCUAAUAUUGUUGAAGAAAAGGGGAACGGAGGGGGGAGAUAGAGAGAGAGAUGAAGGCUAUGGAGUCCAUGACGUCGGGCUUAGGUGCUGGAUCUCUAGUAAACAACGGUAGCCACACGUCUCUUCUCGGAGGUGAGAAGGUCAUCAUCGACACGGAUCCCGGCAUCGAUGACAGUAUGACCAUCUUAAUGGCAUUUCAGACCCCGGAGAUUGAUGUUAUUGGUCUUACAACUAUAUUUGGCAAUGUUAGUACAGUGGAUGCUACUAGGAAUGCUUUACUUCUGUGUGAGGUUGCAGGUCGUUCUGAUGUUCCAGUUGCUGAAGGUGCUCACGAACCUCUAAAGGGCGGAGAGCCACGCAUUGCUGAUUUUGUUCAUGGGUCUGAUGGCUUGGGAGAAAUAGGGCUGCCACCCCCAUCAGGUAAGAAGACCGAGAGAACUGCUUCUGAGUUCCUUAUCGACAAGGCCAAUCAGUAUCCUGGUGAAGUAUCUAUACUUGCAUUGGGACCUUUAACAAACCUAGCAUUGGCUAUAAAAAGUGAUUCUUCAUUUCCUAGCAAGAUUAAGAGGAUCGUUGUGCUUGGCGGGGCAUUUUUAUCUGCCGGCAAUGUUAAUCCUGCUGCGGAAGCAAAUAUCUAUGGUGAUCCAGAAGCAGCUGACAUUCUCUUCACCAGUGGAGCUGAAAUAACUGUUGUGGGCAUCAACAUCACCACUCAAGUCGCCUUCACAGAUGCUGACCUUUCUGAGUUGAGAUAUUCGAAGGGAAAGCAUGCAAAAUUAAUCUGUGAAAUGUGCAAGUUCUACAGGGACUGGCAUGUAAAAUCUGAUGGCCUCCAUGGCAUUUUUCUACAUGAUCCUGUUAGUUUUGUUGCACUUGUUCGUCCUGAUCUGUUCACGUUCAGGAAGGGUGUGGUGAGGGUUGAGACUCAGGGCAUCUGUGUGGGACAUACACUAAUGGACCAGGGAUUAAAAAAUUGGAAUGGGCCCAAUCCUUGGUCAGAUCAUUCACCCAUAUCAGUUGCAUGGACUGCUGAUGUCCCUAAUAUCCUCACCUUCAUAAAAAACCAACUCAUGAAGCCCAUGAUUGAAGAAAUCUAGCCGUUCAUUUGCCAUGGGAGAUGUGCUAAUAUAUGUUGUUGUUGUAAUGAUUGCUACUUGUUUUUUAAUAAAAAGAUUAUGUAUUUUAUAAAUAAGUUGCAUAUAUUUGAUAAAUCUUACCGCUAUUCCUUCUAGGGGCAUUCACAUAUGUACAAC
Molecule: messenger RNA, 1313 nt
Organism: Phalaenopsis equestris
Lineage: Eukaryota; Viridiplantae; Streptophyta; Magnoliopsida; Asparagales; Orchidaceae
Product: probable uridine nucleosidase 1
Exons: 9
Coding region: 111-1157 (348 amino acids)
Biological process (GO): purine nucleoside catabolic process
Cellular component (GO): cytosol
Molecular function (GO): purine nucleosidase activity
Source: RefSeq, a predicted model, not a curated record